AGCCUCCUGCGUGCAAUUGGGUCCACAUAGAACCGUCCAAAUAUUUGUUUUGUUCCAUCGACCAAAAACAUUACUUAAAAAGAGAAAAAAAAAUUAACAAUAAAUUGAAAGUUGAGGGUUAAACGCUUUGUCUCCUCAAUUAAAGAAAUUAAAGGUUAAAUGUUUAGUAGCCAAAAGGAAGUAAAGGCCAAAUGUUUCAACCGCUCUGAUCAUAAAUGCUCGACACUUGUGAAGCAUUUUGAGCAGCAAAGAAGAAAGUUUUGACUAAAGGUGUUGAGCAACAGUAACAUCUCGUGGUCGGUCAUAGAAGGAAGGUUGAACUGUUUCUGGAAGGAAGUCUGUCACCCUUUUCCUUUAUUUAUUUUUUUUAAAAAGCCGUCUGGGUUGGCUAGGCUGUUUCCCUUGGUGUCUCAAGCAGAUUAUAAACCCCCUCAAAACCCACAAACUCAUUAAAUCUUAGCAGCCAUACCCCAUCAGCUAUCUAUCUCUCCUUCAAACUAUACCUAAAUUUCUCUCUGUCUCUUUCUUCUGUUUCUUUUCGUUCAGAAAAAGUCCAGAAUCAUGUGCUGCUUCUCCUCAUCUUGCAAACAGAGUUUGGACCACAAAAAUCUAUCCUCAAUCAAAGUAAAGGAAACAGACAUGUUAACUCCUUUGAACCCCAAGAACCCAACAGAAGAAAAACAAGACCAGAUUUCAGAAACGACCUGUCUGUCUAUUGUAAUUGGAGAAGCAAAGUGCAUGGCCAACAUAGCUAUUCCGAUGGUACUAACAGGGCUUUUGCUCUACUCUCGCUCCAUGAUUUCCAUGUUGUUUCUUGGCCGUCUAGGGGAGCUUACUCUAGCCGGUGGUUCGCUUGCUAUUGGAUUUGCUAACAUCACUGGAUACUCAGUUCUCUCUGGCCUUGCCAUGGGAAUGGAACCCAUCUGUGGCCAAGCUUUUGGAGCCAAAAGAUACAAACUUCUCGGCCUCACCUUGCAAAGAAUGAUACUUAUGCUUCUUUUGACUUCAGUCGUCAUAGCUUCUUUGUGGUUCAACAUGAAAAAUAUCCUUCUCUUUUGCGGCCAAGAUGAAAAUAUUGCCAAUGAAGCUCAAUCCUACAUUCUUUAUUCUCUUCCAGAUCUUCUAGCACAAUCCAUUUUGCAUCCUUUGCGUACAUAUUUGAGGACUCAGUCUAUAACUCUGCCUCUGACAUACUGUUCUACUCUGGCUAUUCUUCUCCACAUUCCUAUUAACUACUUUCUUGUUUCUGUGCUCAAUCUUGGAAUCAAAGGCGUUGCUUUAGGCUCCAUUUGGACGAACUUCAAUCUCGUAUUUUCAUUGAUCGUUUACGUUAAAAUCUCCGGUCUGUACAAGAAAACAUGGGGAGGAAUUUCUUCAGACUGCUUAAAAGGCUGGAUAUAUUUACUGAAUUUAUCCAUUCCAAGCUGCAUUUCAGUUUGCCUGGAAUGGUGGUGGUAUGAAAUCAUGAUUUUGCUAUGUGGAUUGUUGUUAAAUCCACAAGCAACCGUUGCUUCAAUGGGCAUUUUGAUUCAAACCACAUCUUUGAUAUACAUUUUCCCAUCUUCCUUAAGUUUUAGUGUGUCAACCAGAGUUGGAAAUGAACUUGGAGCUAACAAUCCAAAGAAGGCAAAAUUGGCCGCAAUCAUUGGUCUCUCCUCGAGCUCCAUACUAGGACUUUCAGCAUUGGUUUUCGCUAUUCUGGUAAGAAAAAAAUGGGCUACCAUGUUCACCAAAGACCCAGAAAUAAUUUCCUUAACAUCAAUGGUAUUGCCUAUAGUCGGACUCUGUGAGCUUGGAAACUGCCCACAAACAACAGGCUGUGGAGUUUUAAGAGGAACUGCAAGACCAAAGUUGGGAGCAAACAUCAACCUGGGAUGUUUCUACCUGGUAGGCAUGCCAAUUGCAGUGUGCUUGAGUUUCUUUGCCGGGUUUGAUUUCAAAGGACUUUGGCUUGGUCUUCUAGCCGCCCAAGCCUCAUGUGUGAUGACCAUGUUGGUCAUUGUGACUCGUACAGAUUGGAACUGUCAAGCCAGGAGGGCACAGGAACUAACAAGAGCCGUCCCUGUGGAUGAUGAUGACCAUACCAAUCAGGAUGGAACAUUGAAAGUUGAUUCUGAUUCCACUGAAUCUUCAGGAUUAUUAAAUGACGUAGAGCAAAACAGCUUACCUGUCUGAUUUGGAACAGACGAUGUUGAUUUUUCUAACUUUUUUUUUUUGGUGUGAAUUUGAUCAAACCAUUACUGGCCGUAUCUUGUUUAGGUCGAAUUCAUGUAAAGUAUAAAAGGGGGGAUGGACUUGAAAUUUAGGGAUAAAAAGUUUGGCACAGGCUUUGUUUUAUGCAUUAUUUUCUUGUUUCAGAAUAGAAAACAAAACAGAACAUAGAUUUUGUUGGCAAAAAGUACGUCUGUUGUGCGGGCAAUGUGUGUUGUGUCGUUGUUUUUUAAACGCUUUGCGCUACGCGCAACAAUUUCGUCAAUUGGGUAGAAAAAAUCAGCCUCGUAAUUGGCCCGUGCGUGUUCAUGCUAGAAAUGGCUCGUGGGGAUUUAGUUUUUAACACUUCUGUCGGUUGGUUGGAUUCUAACGUGCCCAAGCCAGCUGGUCACCAUUUGCGACUACCGACUCCGUGAGUGACUUUCUCUCCCUCGAUGCGGUUACUUGAACCAAGUCACUUCAUCUCAUAAAUCCAUUAACUAACAGUAACUUUUAGUUAUUAAAAAGUUUAAUUU
Molecule: messenger RNA, 2726 nt
Organism: Durio zibethinus
Lineage: Eukaryota; Viridiplantae; Streptophyta; Magnoliopsida; Malvales; Malvaceae
Source: RefSeq, a predicted model, not a curated record